This is a messenger RNA of Linum trigynum, 1058 nucleotides long. Lineage: Eukaryota; Viridiplantae; Streptophyta; Magnoliopsida; Malpighiales; Linaceae. The record is from the annotation of a GenBank genome assembly.
CGCAAAUUCUAGGAGUGAGGGUACUGAACUGGGAAGCAUAAAUUUUGAACAAUGAAAAGUCUGUAAUUUACCCCAAUCGGAGUCUUCUUGUGGAAAGCCUUAGCUCGAGACGAUUAGUUCGUUCUGUUACUCUUCCAUCCUCCACCUGCCCUGCCAAAGCCAAGAGAAAUGGAGGCGGCGAACAGAUUGAUAUCGGCGGCGAUGAAAGCCGCCAACAACAACACGGUCAUAAACGUUUUCCUGGUUGGAUCCUUCGUCGCUCUCGGUUUGCGAUCAAGCUACCAGCAACGGCAACUUGAUGCUCUGGAGGCAGAAAAGGCGUCACUGUUCAGUUCCAAUAAAUCCAUGAAGAAAUCCAUGUGGGACUGGAAGCAGCAGCUCUUCGCUGAAGCCUCUGCCGGAUCUUCUUCCAUCCCUCUCGCCAGACUCCAGGCCAUUUACGGCUACUCGCCCGCGCCUCAACCAACUGGAGAAGCAGUGAAGGAAGAUGCAAAGAAAGUUCGAUCUGAUUUCGUAAUUUAAGUGGUUGGUAUCCGCUGUUGGGGAACUUUCUUGUACGUGAUCCUGAGUCCUGACUGCCACAAUGGAUCUGAAACGACAUCUCCUCAGUUGAAGAACUUGAGAGAGAGCACUUUGUGAAAUAUUCUUUUUUAUUCAGAUGACAUGUUAUGGUUUUCUCUAUACAUGUAUAUUAUUAUGAAUGCAUUGAUGACAAUUCAUCAGUUUAACUAUCACCAAAAUAGAACGACUCCUAAAAAAACAAUACAUUAUGACAAUGCAUGCAUUGUAACUAUCCCAACCAAAUGAUAGACACUAUGACAGACUUUUUUCUAAGUGCAUGCAUUAGUGUGUCAUUUGAUUCACUUGUGUUCUAUAACUUUUAAAGGGAUUUGACUGUUUAUUCAAGUGGUGGCCCGGCGUGGGUAAAAAUUAGGGGGUGGUAACGAGUCGGGUCAGUAGCAGAUAGGGCAUAUUCGUUACUCUACCCCAAAAUAGUUCGGGUUUUACUAUCUAUACCCACAUAAGAAACAUGUAGAAAAUAAAAAGCAUGCCGAUAC